Molecule: messenger RNA, 672 nt
Organism: Pedinophyceae sp. YPF-701
Lineage: Eukaryota; Viridiplantae; Chlorophyta; Pedinophyceae
Source: the annotation of a GenBank genome assembly
AUGCCCGUCGCGGGCGCCGUUACCCUGAAGAAGCCGAAGGGCAGCGGCUCCUUCGUGAUGUCGUCCAGCUGGGGCAUCGACCACGACCCGAACAUGACCAUGCGCGACCGGCGGAGUGAAACCAAGCUCCAGUACAAGCCCCACCCGAAAGUCGAGCGCGAGCAGCCGCGGGUGCGCACGGGGCGCGGCAUCCCCCCGGGGCUCGACGGGAACCACUUCAAGUCGGUCACCAAGGAGGAUUACACCCCCCCGCCCAGCCGCGGGAACGUCUCCCACGUCAGCAAGCUCAUGUUCGAGGAGCAGCUGCGGCACAGGAAGCCCAAGUCGUGGUGGACGGAGACGGGCGGCACGGAGGGCGCGUUCCGUCGCAACAGCGGCGAGGCGGGUGCGAGCCGGCCCGCGACGGCAACGGGGGCCGGCCGGGGCGACGCGGCGGCGAUGGACCCCUCGCUGUCCAUCACGACGCGGACGCGCGAGGACUUCCGGCCGAAGAAGGGCGAGGGCUUCAUCGAGCGCCGCAGCGGGUGCGCGGGGGCCCCGCGUGCGCGGCCGGUCCAGGACGGGUACAACAUCAUUACGGGGGGGCCUCGGCUGGGCAACUACGCGUUCGAGAACUGGGACCGGACGACGGACUACCGGAAGCACGCGCCGGGCGGGCCGCGCGAGGACUGA